This is a messenger RNA of Pelobates fuscus (common spadefoot toad), 1503 nucleotides long. It is a transcript of the gene ATF4, whose product is annotated as activating transcription factor 4. The coding region runs from base 365 to 1396 and encodes 343 amino acids. The transcript has 3 exons. The record is from RefSeq and is a predicted model, not a curated record. Lineage: Eukaryota; Metazoa; Chordata; Amphibia; Anura; Pelobatidae. Gene Ontology annotation, molecular function: DNA-binding transcription activator activity, RNA polymerase II-specific; RNA polymerase II transcription regulatory region sequence-specific DNA binding. Gene Ontology annotation, biological process: regulation of transcription by RNA polymerase II. Gene Ontology annotation, cellular component: ATF4-CREB1 transcription factor complex; ATF1-ATF4 transcription factor complex; nucleus.
CUCCCGCCACGUCAGUCUGCUGCUGGAAUGAAAGAAGGAACGUAAUCUGAGUGUCAAUCGCCGACGGACGACGUCACUUUCACAGAGAAUAAAAAGCCCCAUCGCCCCCUGCCCGUUCCUGUCUCGGUUUCUCUCCCUUUGCCGCUGCCGCGGUUGGAUGUGCGCAGCCAUGGCAGAAUAGCGGCCGCGGUCCCCGGCUCCCCCCUCCCAGGCCAGAGCAAGGCGGCAACACCAGCAUCGCUGGCAGCAUCUGGCAACGGCCCAGCCAUGGCGCUUCUCAAGGUAUCAAGCAGCAGCAUUGCUGUCUACAGGAAAGAGAGCUCAGAAUCGACCUCGCUACUGAAAUCCCUAAUAUCAGAGAAAGAUGAGUUUAUUAAACGACGAGAUGCUAUUGGGGGACUUUCUGUCCCCCUUCAACCAGCCGUUUUUGGCGGCUGAGGAAAGUUUGGGUCUCUUGGAUGACUGCAUUGAGGUGCCCGGGUACCUCUCUUCGCAUGGGUUCUCCAGCAACAAGGCUAAGAAUGGCGUCUCCGAACUGCUGCCUUUGGUGGAAUCCUUUGGCAGUGUUCAAGGGGAUGCCUUCUCUGGCAUGGAUUGGAUGGUGGAAAAGAUGGAUUUGAAGGAAUUUGAUUUUGAUUCCCUGUUUGGGAUAGAUGAUCUGGAGUCCACCAUCUCACCAGAUGAGCUUAUGGCCACGUUGGAAGACUCUUGUGAUUUCCUUGAGGACCCGUCUCUCCCAGUGGUGUCUGGCCAAUGUGUACCAUCACCAGACCCACUUUCAAUUCCAGAAUGCUCACUGGAGUCUGAUCAAGUGGCUCCAGUGAGCCCAGAAUUAUCAAAGUCCCUAGUCUCUAGCCCAGACCAUUCCUUUAUCUUAGAUGUAGGACUUGAAGAAGUUGUAGCUGGGGAGGAUAAAAACACCAUAGCAGUAUACAGUCUUGGAAUAAAAUGUGAGAAAGAGGAUUCCUCUGAUAAUGACAGUGGAAUCAGCAUGAGCCCCCCAUAUCUUGAAUCUCCACAGCAAAGCCCAGAAUUUACAGCCGAUAAUCCAAGUAGUGUUCAGUCCAUUCCUGAAUCCCCAAUAUCUGAGAGACCCAAACCCUAUGAUCUUCCCUCUGAGAAUAGAGAAGUGUUGGCAAAGGUGAAAGUAGCUGGAGGGCAUCCCAGAGUAGACAAGAAAAAGAAGAAAAUGGAGCAGAACAAAACAGCAGCCACUCGCUACAGACAGAAGAAAAGAGCAGAGCAAGAGGCAAUAUCUGGAGAGUGCAGAGAACUAGAAGCAAAAAAUGAUGCUCUACAAGAGAGAGCAGAUUCUAUUGAAAAAGAGAUCCAAUAUUUAAAAGAUCUCAUCGAAGAAGUCCGUAAGGCCAAAAGCAAACGAGCAAAAAGUUCUUAAGUAGAAAAAAGAUGGAGCGUUGUGUAUGUUGUACAUAGAGCUAACUCGGUUAAGUAUUGUGUGAGAAUGUCUGUCUACUAAAUAAAUUAUUUUAUAGUUAAAUGGAA